CAUAAAUCCUAAGUAUCAAGCAGCCGAAUUGCAACACGCAUUAAAGCUCUGCGAUGUGAAAGCACUUGUUUGUUCUGAGAAAUGUAAAACGUUGGACUUCUACGGCAUACUGCUCAGUUUAAUUCCAGAUCUGAAAACGAGUGAGCCAGGAAAUGUUUCAUGUACGAGUAUUCCCACUUUGAAAAAUAUUAUCACCAUUACUACAUCAAAAUUGAAGGGAACGUAUAGCUAUUAUGACGUGAUGAAUUUUGGGACUGGAGAAAUUGGGGACGAAUGCGAAGUUGCAGCCGAGGACAUUGCUAAUCUUCAGUUUUCUUCCGGAACGACGGGAAGACCAAAGGUAGUUUGUUUGACACAUUUUCAAAUGGUAAACAACGCCUACCAUAUGGGAAAGAGACUUGGCAUUGACGACGACCAGCACGUAUACUGCUUGCAACCACCGCUAUUCCACGUGUUUGGUAUUUGUGUGUGCCUUCUUAGUGCUUACCACAAUGGCACAACUUUGGUGCUUCCAUCGCCGCUGUACAGUCCUUCGGCAAAUAUAAAAGCAAUGGCGGAAGAAAGAUGUACCGUGGUGUGUGGAACCCCAACUAUGUACAUAGAUCUGGUUAGUUUACAAAGCAAGCUAAAUUUAAAACUCUAUGCACGCAGAGCUCUUAUAGGCGCUUCACCGUGGCCAUCAAAGCUUGUAGAUGACAUUAAGGACAUAUUAAAAAUAAAAGACAUUAAGUGUUUGUAUGGUGCAACCGAACUGACGUCGGCUGCAUUCCACUCUUUAAAAGAAGUCAAUAAGCACAACGAUGUGGCGGAAAAUAUCGCUUACAUUGGCGAAUAUGUUGAAGCAAAAGUGGUAGACCGCAACCAGAACGUCGUUCCUUUCGGUACGCCUGGUGAACUUUGCAUUCGCGGGUAUUUAACGAUGACAGGUUACUGGAAAGAACCAGAAUUAACGGCGAAGGUUCUGAAUAAAGACCGUUGGUUCAGAACUGGGGAUCAAUUCGUCCUUUACGAGGAUGGUAGAGGUAAAGUGGUGGGUAGGUUGAAAGAUAUGAUCAUAAGAGGCGGUGAAAACAUAUCCCCAAGUGAAGUCGAAGAAUUUCUUCAUACACAUCCAGAUAUUGUUGAAGCUAGCGUGAUCGGAAUAGCAGAUGAGCGGUUAGGGGAAGAUGUCGGCGCCUGCAUUCGUCUCAGGGAAGGUGCGAACUUGUCUUUGGAGAAUUUAAGAGAAUUCUGCAAGGGAAAGAUAGCAACUUAUAAAAUCCCUGCUCAAAUAAAGAUAAUGGAAACAUUUCCGAAGACCCUUUCUGGCAAGGUCCAGAAAUUUGUACUUAGGCAAGAGUUUAGUAGAACGAAAUGACGUAUUUGGUCACCUUCGACGUUAAUAGGGUAACUAAAGGUGGUCAGUAUUGCUUCUAGAAAAUGGUCUAAAAAUUAAGGACAAGUUGAAUAAUAAUAUACACCCACAUAUUCGGACUGUAUACGUAUAAAGAAUGCUGAAUAAGUCUACUUCUUACCACAUGUAUAAAAUAUAAAUAAAAUGUUAUUUUCGGCGCAAAUAUUGUUAAGGUAAAUUUAUACGGGAUUUAUUUAAAUGCUUAUUUAUAUCAAAUUAAUUAUUAACGUUCACUGGAAUGAUAGAGUAAAUAAAAUGGUUGAUUUAUGACAA
Molecule: messenger RNA, 1666 nt
Organism: Photinus pyralis (common eastern firefly)
Lineage: Eukaryota; Metazoa; Arthropoda; Insecta; Coleoptera; Lampyridae
Product: medium-chain acyl-CoA ligase ACSF2, mitochondrial-like
Exons: 7
Coding region: 242-1357 (371 amino acids)
Biological process (GO): fatty acid metabolic process
Molecular function (GO): medium-chain fatty acid-CoA ligase activity
Source: RefSeq, a predicted model, not a curated record